AUGUCUCAUAAACGUUUUUUAAUCAAUUCGAUUCAUCAAACAACAUUUCAUAAUCGUAUAACGGAAGAAGAUUGUAUGUGGCGAUUAAGAGAACAAGAAAUUGAGAAAGACAAAGAUAAUUUUUCAGAUAAGAAAAGGACUAAUUAUAUUUCAAAACGUUAUUCAAGAUCAUCACCAAAUAGAGAAAAAUUGAAGAAACAAACAACAUUUGACAAUGAAAAAUCCAUUGAAAAAGUGGAAAUUGAAUUUGGUCCACCGUUACCGCGAGAUAUAAGCAUAAAUCUUGAUAAAUGGGACCAUGAUGGAUUUAAAGAACUUUAUCCACAUGAUUAUGCAAAAAGAAUUCAGCAAAAACGUGAAAGAUCAAACAGUGAAGACAACUCAAAAUCUCGUGAAAAAAAAGAAAAAAAAAAGAAAAAAAAGCGAAAAUAA
Didymodactylos carnosus is the source of this 432-nucleotide messenger RNA. The record is from the annotation of a GenBank genome assembly. NCBI's taxonomy places the organism in Eukaryota, Metazoa, Rotifera, Eurotatoria, Philodinida, Philodinidae.